AUGCGCCAGCACACUCCUACAGCUCAGCCAGCCGGUCUGGAGCGAUGCGUUUGCUUGAACUAUCAUUCCAAGGUAGCUAGCGAUGGCCUUUUAGAUGGCACCUUGGAAAACGGCGCCCUGACAAGAGAUCAUGCCAUUCCUCAUCCUACCGACUCAGAACAUACCCGCCCCACCAUUAACAUGAAUAGUAUGACCAUUAAUCCACCUCGCGCCUCCAGGUCCAGCCAAGUAAGCAACAACAUCAGCCACUUCCUCCGGCGUCCCCAUCCUCGUCUCAGCAGUCGCAUCCUCUUCAAUCAUCCUCCUCAAAUCCCCCGGCAUCUUCAUCAUACUAUCCGUAUACCUCCCACCCGGCGCCACAACAUUCAUCCCGCGGCCAAAGUCCUAGUCAAAUGCUCCAAAGCUGCUUUCGAAGUACUAUCCAGAACGAGUCCCCCGCCGAUAAGAGGACCGCUCCCUCCCACUACUCGAGCUGCCGUUGAAGAGAUAUUGGAAAUGCUUCCACCUUUUGCAAUCACGGGAAAGAUGGAUUGCGUCAAGAGAAGUCAUGAAAGUCUUUCGGCCAACGAUGAGAAAUCCAACAGUGACUGCUCUUCCACGAAUCUGACCCGGCCUCGCCAACCUACGAGAAGACCAACACCAAGACGCCGACCAGAGACGUUGGGUCAAUCCGUCCUCAGCAGUCGACCACCAGAAUGA
Pseudocercospora fijiensis CIRAD86 is the source of this 699-nucleotide messenger RNA. RefSeq lists its product as uncharacterized. The transcript has 4 exons. The record is from RefSeq and is a predicted model, not a curated record. Lineage: Eukaryota; Fungi; Ascomycota; Dothideomycetes; Mycosphaerellales; Mycosphaerellaceae. The coding region runs from base 1 to 699 and encodes 232 amino acids.